UUGAACGUUGUGGUGUCAUUCAAAUAUUGCAUCUGAAGAAAACAUCAAAUACCCCUCGAUUGAUCUAGUUGUUUUCAUUGUUUUGUAGCUGAGGUGAUCGUAUAUAUGCACGAGUAUGUAUAUUGAAAACGAAAAUAAUUCGACCAUGAUGGAAUUGGCCGUAAAUGAGGAAGAGGAUGAAGAAAGUAGAUCCAGAAUGAAAGAACGCAUUUUGGAUUGUGUUGCUCAUAGUAAUGGAUUUUUUAAAAGUCAACAGAUUGGCGACAGUGACUUAACGUUUGCUGAAAAGCGCGAGAUUGCCAGUGAUGUGUUACAUCACAACAUGCCUCUGUUUUUGCAGCGUUAUUGGAAAUACGUUAAUGUUGAAGAUAUUGAUUACUUUAAUUCGUAUCAGGAUUAUGAAGCUAAAUUUUAUAUUCAGGAAAUUCUGAGCAAUAACAACGUUCGUUCUAGCAAAGCUCGUAUCAGAAAUCGGCGAUAUGAAGCACUCAAAAAAUUAGUUGAUGAGAGUUCCUAUUUCAGUGAUGCUGAAAUGAAAAAGCGUAAUCCGUUUUUGUACGAGCAACUUAUUGGACAGUAUCUAACAGAAAAUGAAAGAAUAAAAGAAUACAGGAAAUUGCACGAAAAUGAUAGGUUUUCAAAUUUUCUGAUGGGACAGUUUGAAAGAAAUGUAGAGAACCGUCUGUAUGAUGAACAGAAGGAAGAAGAUGACGCUGAAGAAGAAGAUGAUGAUGAUACAGAGGAAUCAGAAAAUGAAUCUGAGUUGGAAGAUGACGUUCCUCCUACGAGAAGUGUUACAAAACAGGAACAAUCUUUGCUGAGAAGAGAAUUUACCAACAUCAUGUACGAACACUUUCUCGCUGGAAAAGAUCAGGAAUUUGAUUACAGUUCUGUGGACAAUAAUGAUGAUUAUGACUCAGUUGAUCAGCGCAACAUUGAUGAAGAAGAAAAAUAUUUUGACGGAGAUUGAAGAAAAAUAUUUUGAAGGAUUCAUAUUAUCUGAUUAAAUUUAUUUUCCAGUUUUUGGUACACACUAUAACAUCCAUGUGACUUUUUAACAGCUGAUAAACUCAGUAUCUCUUGGAUAAAAAGAAAUAAAAAUUAUAAAGUGAUCUGUAAGAAAAGUUCUGAAAAAGAAAUGCUGUUUUUAAAACCAUUUCUGGUGAACAUAGUGAUACAGGUCAACGUAACAAUGCUGUAAAUUAUCUAAAUGAUUGGUAAUUACUCUAAGUUAAUAAUAAUCAAUUCCUUCUACGAAUAUGCCAACUGUA
Parasteatoda tepidariorum (common house spider) is the source of this 1271-nucleotide messenger RNA. RefSeq names its product coiled-coil domain-containing protein 97. NCBI's taxonomy places the organism in Eukaryota, Metazoa, Arthropoda, Arachnida, Araneae, Theridiidae. The record is from RefSeq and is a predicted model, not a curated record.